AUGGAUGUUUCUUCCACUUCCAAUGAUGAAAUAACCCUCUUGUGCACUUGGGCCCUGACUGUCACUCAUGUGGCAUGUGAAUAUACCAAACAGAAAUUCAAUGCAGAGAAGACAGGAGGAGACCCAGUUAUACCUUCUCCGAACCUAGACACUGAUCUGGUGAUGGCUUGUGAUCGAUUGGUUGAUCGGCUCAUAAAGGCAUAUAAAAAUCCCAUUCAGAUGCCGAUCGAUAUUGCAAGAUAUAGCAAAUUGAUCUCCCCGAAGGACACAGGGCAUAAUGAAGAGAGAGUGGUGAGGUUGCUCGAGAGGUGUCCUCCUGGCCAUGAGGGCACAAAGUUGAUCGACAUACCUGCGACAAUUCUUGAUGCAUCCGGUGCCAUCAUCGCAUGGUACCUCCCGGACGCCCUGACCGAUGCCACCCAGAAGGAAAUUUGGGCGGCCUUGGAUUUGCUCGCUCCGAUACUCAAAAAAAGUGUAAAGCUUGAUGGGAAUUGGCAUGCAUUAAUUUAUCUCCGGCAUGGUUUCAGCAGGGGCACGAGGUCUGCAUCAUUGAAUGGAGCAUCCUCAGAGGAUAUCCUGAAGGCCAUUGCAAGGUCAGCAGCCAUUGCAACAGCGGCACUCAGGGUUAUGCAUCCUGAGCAGUACUAG
Molecule: messenger RNA, 648 nt
Organism: Suillus paluster
Lineage: Eukaryota; Fungi; Basidiomycota; Agaricomycetes; Boletales; Suillaceae
Exons: 4
Coding region: 1-648 (215 amino acids)
Source: RefSeq, a predicted model, not a curated record